AUGUCAUCCUCAUCGCUGACACAAGAGCUCACCGCCACCACCAGUGACGUCAGGCACCAGAUCACGGUCCCAGAGAAGGACGCUGACCAGGGAGCAGACCGUGGACCAGCACACAUGACGCGCACACCUCCAGACGCCUUGAGCAGACCACAGCACAGCACUAUCCCGGGGAAAGAGCUCAAAAUGUGGACUAUGACCAGACUCCAUCCGCUGUGCGUGGUGGUACUCAUGCACGCCUGCCUGACCGCGCUGCUCGCUCACGCCGCCUUCCCUCCCGCUCAGAACGUUACAUGGAAAUCCACAAACUUCAAAACGGUGCUGAUGUGGGGUCCGGAGCCGGGCCCAGAAUAUUCCUACACCGUGGAGUUCUCCCAAGUGGGCCGAGACCGUCAGAGAAACCCUCACUGCAUCCAGAGCUCCAACCCCCAGUGUGACCUGUCCAGCAGCCUGAGCGAGCUGAACGCCUGCUACACUGCGGACGUGCUGUCAGAGCCACCCAUGGGUGCCCCGCGCGAGAUCAAGGACUACCCCUACAGCAGCUCGCCACGCUUCUGCCCCUACACCCACACCACUCUCCUGGGGCCCUCCUUUAAGCUGGAGGUGAGCGAUGACCACAGAGUGACCACGGUCCACAUCUCGGACCCUCUGACCGCGCUCUUCACAGACAGCCGGCAGCUCAGCAUUCGGGACGUGUUUGGAGAUGACCUGGAGUACAAGGUCACCUACCGCAGGAACAAGAGCACAGGCAAGAAAGUGGCGACAACCAAGUCUAACGUGGUGGAGCUGAAGUCUCUGGACCAUGGACAGAGCUACUGUUUCCAGGUGCAGACUUUCAUUCGCUCCAGACCCACAGCCACACAGCUGGGAGAGCUGAGUCCCACUCAGUGCACCCCCUAUAAAGACCCCAAACUGACGGACCAGUACUCGGUGGGCGUGUUGGCUGCGGCUGUGCUCCUGCCCCUCCUGCUGAUGGGAGGGAUCAUCGCACUUGUGGUCGUGUGCUGCAGACGGAGGACCAGCCAGAAGACCCAGAACCAGAAGGAGAACCAGGCGCUCAACGUGUAG
Molecule: messenger RNA, 1065 nt
Organism: Knipowitschia caucasica
Lineage: Eukaryota; Metazoa; Chordata; Actinopteri; Gobiiformes; Gobiidae
Source: the annotation of a GenBank genome assembly